UUCAUCGCUCGUUUACUUCUUCAACUUGCUUAUUAUUACUACUAUUAUAUUCUACGCCAUGAACUAUUCAAACCAAAGAGAAGAAAAAAAAGAGAUAUCUUUUGCUUUUUUUAUUUUUUUCCUCCUUUCAAUGAUGUGUGUAUACGCCUUCACCUCUAAGUUUUGACCAAAGUGUCGUCAUCAUCAAAUCUCUGCUCUCUAGAGAACACGUUUCAAACCGGAGAUUCACUGUUCGUCUCUCGACUCCGUGAUGAAUUAUUAUCAAUGGUUGGUCCUGGUUGCUUACAGAACUUUUUUAUGAUGAGCUCUUCAUCUUCUACUAAUACACAAGCUGUACCAUUUAGAGACAUGGGGAUGUACGAACCGUUCCAACAGUUGUCUGGUUGGGAAAACACUUUCAACACUAUAACUAGUAACAACGACAACAACAAUCAGACUUCUUCCACAGUCCAUGAGGUGGAUGCUGCUGCUAGAACAGAAGCAGAUGUUAACAAUAAGGGGAACUAUACCUCUUUGUAUAAUAACUCUAUUGAAGCAGAACCUUCUAGUAACAAUGAUCAGGACGAAGUUCAUAUCGAUGAUAAGACGAAACGGAGAUUAGCUCAGAACAGAGAGGCUGCUCGCAAAAGUCGUUUGAGAAAGAAAGCACAUGUCCAACAGUUAGAAGAAAGCAGGCUAAAGCUAUCACAGCUCGAGCAGGAACUCGUGAGAGCUAGGCAGCAGGGACUAUGCGUACGCAACCCCUCAGAUGAUGCUACUUAUCUUGGACCAGCAGGGACCGUGAACACAGGGAUCGCCGCGUUCGAGAUGGAAUACAAACACUGGCUGGAAGAACAGAGUAAGAGAGUGGGCGAGAUUCGAACGGCGCUCGGAGCGCAUAUAAGCGACGUCGAGCUCAAAAUGCUCGUCGACGUUUGCUUGAACCACUACGCGAGUCUCUUCCGCAUGAAAGCUGAUGCAGCCAAGGCCGACGUGUUCUUCUUGAUAUCCGGAAUGUGGAGAACUUCGACCGAACGUUUCUUCCAGUGGAUUGGAGGUUUCCGACCAUCCGAGCUGUUGAAUGUUGUGAUGCCGUACAUCGAGCCUUUAACAGAUCAGCAGCUCUUGGAGGUGAGAAACCUCCAGCAGUCGUCUCAGCAAGCAGAGGAGGCGCUCUCUCAAGGCUUGGAUAAGCUUCAGCAAGGUUUGGUCGAGAACGUAGGGGUUGUUGAGUCUGUGAAUCAAGGAGCUCAGAUGGCUUCAGCCAUGGAGAGCUUUCAGUCGUUGGAGGGUUUUGUGAACCAGGCGGAUCAUCUGAGGAAGCAGAGUCUGCAGCAGAUGAGUAAGAUUCUGACGACAAGACAAGCUGCUAGAGGCUUGCUUGCUUUAGGAGAGUACUUCCACAGGCUUCGUGCUUUAAGUUCUCUUUGGGCAGCUCGUCCACGAGAAGGCAGUUAAACUAAGUUUAGGAAGCAAAAUAAAGAAGAGUCAACCUCAAAAUGGUUUUAGCUAGGCAUGUAUGGAGAUGUAGAGUGAUUGAUUCUCUCCAUUAGAACAUCAUCGUCCUCAUUGAUGUUUUUGUUUUUUCUUGAGAUAAAUGAAUAAAAGGUGUAUAUUUGAACGUAAACAUUUGUAAAAGAAGGCUCUUCAUAUGUAAGUUAAACUUGUGGA
Messenger RNA from Raphanus sativus (radish), 1650 nucleotides. RefSeq names its product transcription factor TGA3-like. NCBI's taxonomy places the organism in Eukaryota, Viridiplantae, Streptophyta, Magnoliopsida, Brassicales, Brassicaceae. Gene Ontology annotation, molecular function: DNA-binding transcription factor activity; sequence-specific DNA binding. The transcript is spliced from 5 exons. Gene Ontology annotation, biological process: regulation of DNA-templated transcription; DNA-templated transcription. The record is from RefSeq and is a predicted model, not a curated record. Bases 265 to 1437 code for a protein of 390 amino acids.